AUGGUCAUACCGAGACAUGAGGGUCACCAUCAUCAUGACCACUCUAAGGAUAAGAAAUGGGGGUAUCUGACAUUGCUGCUGUCAAUUCUCUAUCUCGUGUAUCUCUACGUCUCAAACUACAUUCACAGCAUCAAAUGGCUCAAGUCUGGGCGAUCUACAGGGGGAAAAAACUGGGUAUUACCCGGUCUGUGGCUGCGUUUACUUGUUUUUGUGGCCUUUUCAAUUGUGAUAUGUCUAUGGGGAAUUGAUAAGGAGACGUUCAAGAGCAAUUUCAGACGGUUUGGAAGAGUGGCAUAUUGUCUUGUUCCACUCAAUAUUUUUCUGACCUUCAAACCGGCUGUCAUUACGGGAACCAACUAUCUGGAUUUGUUGGGUUUACACAAAUGGUUGUCGAGAUGGCUGAUGGUAAUGGCAAUUGUGCAUUCCGUGGGAUUCACGGUUGUUUGGAUCGUUAAUCAAGAGGUAUCUACAUGGUCUAAACUGUUCCAGUUCAACAAUCUCUUGGGCGCCAUCACAUGCAAUUUCAGCAUACUGUUGCUUGUGGUUUCUACCAAGCCAAUCAGACGAAUCAUGUACCAGUUUUUUUAUCUUUUCCACAACGUGACGAUGUGGCUAUGGGUGUUUGCAAUCAUAUACCAUUCGAGAUGGGAGGUUACAUCUUACGGAGCUUUGUGUGGACUUUUGCUGGCGUAUCAGCUAUAUCAGAGAGUCUUUUGUGUGGUAAGAAACCUCACUCCACUCAAUUUCCUGACCAAUGGCGAGCACAACCUCAGUCUGAUCAGACUGCCUAAUCCCAACAAAUUCUCGUUCGAGCCGGGUUCGCAUCUGAGAGUGUACAAAAACCACUCAAUAAGCAAGUUUUGGAACUGGUUCUUGCCUUCACAUCCAUACUCAAUCGUGGCCAUGGAUAUGACGUCGAUCUCGCUGGUUGUCAAAGGUUACAAUAUGUUCAACCCACACGUGCCUCAGCAGUACACCAUCUCCACCAAACUAUACAACAGCAUUCAUCCAAACAUCUUUAAAACUGCGGAGAAUGUGGUUAUUGUCUGUGGUGGAUCCGGCAUCUCUUUUGGACUGCCCAUAUACCAGCACUUUUUGCAGAACAGUGGAAACCUGGACUUGGUGCCGUAUCUGUGUUGGAUAGUCAGAUCGGAUUCAGAACUGUAUCUGCUGGACGAGCUCAAGGUCAAAGGCAUUGAGGUGUUUGUAACCACCGGAUCCGGGGAAAGUGUGUUCAAUCUGGAGGAAGAGAUGUUACUGGCCGACGAGAUAGAGCUGGAAUCGCUCGAACAGACCGAGGAAAAGGAGAAUAAGGUACAUCGUGGAGGAAGGCCUGAUCUACGCGGGCUCAUCGCUCCUAAAAUGGCAUCUACCAUGGACAAGGCUAACAAAUGGGUAGUAUCUUGUGGUCCAGAGGGCCUUGUUGCGGAGUGCAAUAAAAUUGCAAAGCAGAUGAAAGUUCAGAGUCUUUCAGAGGUGUACUCUAUGUGA
Kuraishia capsulata CBS 1993 is the source of this 1491-nucleotide messenger RNA. RefSeq lists its product as uncharacterized. The transcript has a single exon. The record is from RefSeq and is a predicted model, not a curated record. Gene Ontology annotation, cellular component: plasma membrane. The coding region runs from base 1 to 1491 and encodes 496 amino acids. Gene Ontology annotation, molecular function: oxidoreductase activity. NCBI's taxonomy places the organism in Eukaryota, Fungi, Ascomycota, Pichiomycetes, Pichiales, Pichiaceae.